This is a messenger RNA of Triplophysa dalaica, 5742 nucleotides long. RefSeq names its product integrin, alpha 1 (gene itga1). The record is from RefSeq and is a predicted model, not a curated record. NCBI's taxonomy places the organism in Eukaryota, Metazoa, Chordata, Actinopteri, Cypriniformes, Nemacheilidae. Bases 110 to 3673 code for a protein of 1187 amino acids. Gene Ontology annotation, molecular function: integrin binding. Gene Ontology annotation, biological process: integrin-mediated signaling pathway; cell-cell adhesion; cell adhesion mediated by integrin. The transcript is spliced from 30 exons. Gene Ontology annotation, cellular component: external side of plasma membrane; integrin complex.
AGCAGAAUCUCUGAAUAACUGAAUCAAGUCUUCUCCUCCAGUGACUCACUUGAGCGUCUGCGCUUCCAAGGGAAGGAGCCUCGUAUCCAGACUCUCACAGGGAACGAGGAUGAUGCCUUGUGGAGUCUAUCAUUUCACACUAGCAGCUGUUCUAGUGGUGCUGCCAUUCUUGUCAUGUUUCAACGUGGAUGAGAAGAACAGGAUGUCAUUCAGUGGACCAAUAGAGGACAUGUUUGGAUAUACCGUCCAACAGUUUGAGAACAGUGAAGGAAAGUGGGUUCUGAUUGGUUCUCCAUUGACCGGACAGCCGGCAAAACGGACCGGAGACGUCUACAGGUGCCCUGUUGGCCAAAACAGAAACUCUAGUUGUGAAAAAUUCCAGUUGUCAGAAAACACAACAAUUUCGAACAUACAUGAAGUCAAGGAAAACAUGACUAUGGGAACAACGCUGGUGGUUAACCCAGACGGCAAUGGAUUUCUGGCCUGUGGUCCUCAAUAUGGAUACAUGUGUGGAAAGCAGCAGUACAUCACAGGCAUCUGUUCUAAUGUGAGCUCCUCCUUCAAAGUUCUCAACUCCAUCGCUCCAUCCGUACGAGAGUGCAAGCAGGAAAUGGAUAUUGUUAUAGUACUGGAUGGUUCCAACAGCAUUUUCCCCUGGGAACACAUCACUGAAUUCCUUGUCAAGUUUCUACAGAACAUUGAAAUUGGACCAGCACGGGUGGGCAUCGUGUCGUAUGGAGAUGAUUUUGGCCACGUGUUUAACCUCAGCCAAUACAACAACACAAAAGACCUUGUUAAGGAAGCUAAAUUGAUCGUACAAAGAACCGGACACAAAACCAUGACGGCUCUAGGCAUUGACAAAGCAAGGGAAGAGGCAUUUACGGUGGAGCGAGGAGCGAGACCAGGCGUCAAGAAAGUCAUGGUGAUUGUCACAGAUGGAGAGUCGCAUGACCGCCACGAUUUAGAAAGAGUCAUAAAUCAAUGUGACACUGAUGGUAUCGAGAGGUUUGCCAUUGCUGUCCUCGGUGACUAUUAUCGACAAAAUAAAAGUCUUGAAGAUUUGAAGAAGUUUAUUAAUGAAAUCGAAUCCAUUGCUAGCGAGCAAAAAAGUGAUCAUUUCUUCAAUGUGUCGGAUGAAGGGGCGUUAGUAAAUAUCGUCGAUGCGCUAGGAAGCAAGAUCUUUGCCUUAGAAGCCACAACAGGGAACCACACAUCCUCCUUUGAGAUGGAAAUGUCUCAGGCAGGGUUCAGCGCUCACACGUCUAAAGCAGGUGUGAUGCUGGGAGCUGUGGGGGCUUUCGACUGGAAUGGCACCGUAGUGAUGCAAGCUGGCACGGAGUUUGUUGUUCCAAAAAAAAACGCCUUCCAUCAUCCUUCUGUAAAUAGACGUGAAGGCAUGGUCGAGUACGUAGGUUACGACGUGCAGUCAGCAAACACACCAAACGGAGUGCUGUACAUCACAGGAGCGCCACGUUUUAACCAUAGCGGUCGUGUGAUAGUGUACCGCUUUGAUGGGGAAAAUGUCACUACUACACAGACGCUGAAAGGAGAGCAGAUCGGUUCAUAUUUCGGCAGUGUUCUCCAGACGCAUGACAUCGACCGUGACAAUUACACAGACAUUCUUCUGGUAGGAGCUCCGAUGUACAUGGGCCCAGAGAGAGAUGAACAAGGUCAAGUCUAUGUCUACAAACUCAAUGAGGAGGGGCUGUUUGAACAUGAGAUGACCUUGAAGCCAGUCAAUCAGACGUGCUGUAUGGCUCACUCGCGCAGUAACUGUAAAAGCGAGAGUAAAAACGAGCCGUGCGGUUCACGAUUUGGCACCGCGAUUGCUGCUGUACCCGACCUCAACCUGGACGGCUUCAAUGACAUAGUGAUUGGAUCACCACUGGAGAAUGACCACAGAGGGGCGGUGUAUAUUUACCAUGGUUCACAGAAGUCCAUAAAGAAGAAAUACGUACAGCGCAUUGCUGCUGGAGGGGAUGGGGUAAAAAUGAAGUUCUUUGGUCAGUCAAUUCACGGCAUCAUGGAUUUGAAUGAUGACGGUAUUAUAGAUGUUACCAUCGGUGGAAUAGGAGGAGCUGCACUUUAUUGGUCUCGAGAUGUUGCGGAACUUCAUGCAGAGAUGACCUUAGACCCAAGUAAGAUCAAUCUGCAACAGACAUGUCAGGUUCACGGGAAGAACACAGUAUGUGUGAAGAUCAGAGUGUGCUUUCGGUAUAAAAUCAAGUCUGAGAAAGAUAAGAACACAGGAACUGAUAUCAGGUACAGUUUAAUGCUGGACUCUCUGAGAGCGGUCUCAAGAGCACGCUUCAAUGAAACAGAAGACAGAAGGUUGCAGAGAAACGAGUCUAUUAUUGAAAGACUUUGCAGAGAACACACCUUCUACACGUCGGAUAAACUGGAUUUCAGGGAUCCCAUUAUGGUCGUGCUGGAAUUCGGGUUAGCGGAUGAGGAUAAAGGUCCAGUCCUGGAUGGGGAGUUACCAACAUCAAUUAACACGACUAUUACUUUGGUCGACUGUGGAAACAAGGACAAGUGUGUUGCUAAUCUUCACCUCAAAGCCACUGCUGACCUUUCAAGUCUUCUCAUUAAGACCAAGCAGGAGAAGUUCUAUGUCAACAUCGAGGUCCAUAAUAGCGGAGAUAAUGCUUACAACACCAAGGUCUCGCUGAGCCACACAGAUAACAUCAACUAUGUCAAAGUUGAGCCUAAGGAGAAGGAUUGUGAGCCUAAUAAUACCAGAAUUGUAUGUGCAGUUGGAUAUCCUUUUCUCCAAGCGAAUAAAAAGGAGACAUUCAAAAUCCAGUUUGAGCCCAAUCCUUCUAAUAUUCGUAAGGACAUUGUUAUCAAUGUUACUGCGACCACUGAUAGUGAAGAGCCAGAUUCUGAACUGAAAGACAACUUUGUGAGCAUCGUCAUCCCUGUGAAGCAUGAAGCCAACUUGCGGUUCACUGCUAACAAGCAUAUGAAGGAGGACUACAUUAUAUUAAAAGAGAAAGAGAGGAUACCCAGUGUUUUCAACCACACAAGCGUUAUCGGAGAUGAGGUUAAAAUCAGCUACACGAUCGAGAGAGACAAAGAAAUGCUGACUCCUCCACUGCAGCUCACAAUAACGUUCCCGUAUCGCACAUCCGGAGAAAACUGGCUGCUGUACUUCACUCAUCUCACACAUACAGCUAACAUCCAGUGUGAUACCAAAAAGUUGAUUAACCCAUUGAACAUAAAUCCUGACAAGCCUCACACGGUGACCUCUAAAAAAGAAACUUUGAGCAUUUAUCUUUUGAGUUGUAAAGAAGAAAGAAACCCCUGCAAAUCAUUUAGCUGCUUCAUCCCACCUGCAGACUUCAACCAGAUCAAUGCCACAUUUCGAGUGUGGAGACCUACCUUCAUCAUAGGAGAAUUUUCCAGCAUCUACAUGGCAGUUGAUGCUUCGCUCCAGAGUAAAAACACAGAGCUGUUUGUGUUAAAUGAGAACAUUUUGACCCGAGAGGUCAAGAUUCAAGUGACCAAAGACAUACGAAGUGGAAUCCCACUGUGGAUUAUUAUCUUGAGUAUUCUUCUAGGACUUUUAAUACUUGCUCUUGUUAUCUUCGCUUUAUGGAAGGCGGGAUUCUUCAAGAGAAAAUCAGUAGAAGACAUGAAAGAAGACAUGAAAGAAGAUAUGAAGGAAUAGAUUUGAGGCCCACAGAUCUUUAGAUGCCAUUUCUCAGGUCAACUCAUACGACACAGCCAGCAAACAUCAUCAAGAUCACAUUCAUCUUUCAGAAAUCUGAUGAUCACUGUACGUCGGGGUUCACAAAAGAUCUCUACGUCUUAUAGUUGACCAAGGAGAACUCAACAUUUUGCUUGAAUCAUCUUCAUGUCCUCAGUGCAAAAUUCAGCCGAUGAGCCAAAUGUGAAGUCCCGCACCUUGAGAUUGGUAAACAUGUUGCCAAAUCGUCAAGCUUCCAAAGCAAAACACAGGAGGUCCAUCAACCAAAAAAUAAGGUGUAACUCAGUUAGAGCGUGGCGCUAGCAACGCCAAGGUCAUGGGUUCGAUUGCGGGGAUUGCACAUACUCAGAUACAAAAGUUGAUCAAUGUUAGUCGCCUUGGAUAAAAGCUUCUGCCAAAUGCAUAAAUGAAAAAUAAAUGUAUUAAUAAAAACGACAUCCCACCAGCCUACAAAAAAACCCACAUAUUUAUCCGUCAUAAGCAGAUCUCAAGAACCGGUCCUGACUUUAAACACCAAAUCAGAAACAUACCUUCAUAUGGAGAUCUGUUUCAAUUUAGUUCUAGAGCUUUUUUAGACACUGUACAGAGAUGUUUUUGAGUUCAAGCAUUUGUUUUUUUUAUUUGUAUUUUGUCAUAGGCUUAUAAAAAUCGGCACAUUCCUUUUAGUUCACAAAGUAGGUUUUUGGCACUGAUGUUUUUCACACUUUUUGUCUUCAACCGCGAAUGAAAGACUAUUUGUACUGUAAAUGUAAAGCUUAUAGUGUAUAUAAAGUUAUGUUUGCAAUAUAAUGAUAAAUGAAUUGCUACAUAAAAGCGAUUGCAUCAUCCGUGCGACACCCACAGUAGCUUACUGAAGACAUUUCUCAGGUAUUCCAGAUAUCAGAUAAGUGUCUGGAAUCAUACAAUUGGACAGUCAUUUACAUUUCAUGUUAUGUUCUUGCCAUAUGUAAAUAUCAAAAAAGAAUUACUUCACCAAACAAGAAAUCUCAAAGGGUAAAAGUGCCCAAAAAUAAAAAUUCUGUUGUUUAAAUGUUUUUCUUCUAAUUGCUGUAGCAAAUAAGAUAUUAUAAAGAAUCUUGAAACGUAGUACAUUGUCAAAAUGUACUUUUUUUACCUUUAAACCUCACAGUCCCUGAAAAAAGUUAUAAAUAUAAAAUGAUCGUUGAUUAAAGAAACGUAAAAACACUGUACUUCUUGGCAAAGAAUAAAAAUCAUCAAACAUGGAGAUACGAGGUUUCAGAAAGACAGCAGAGAUAUUUAUGUUACAAGGAAAACCAUACGUGUUUGAAACGGCAUGAGGGCGAGUGUUAUUCCUUAAAAAGAAAUAAAGACAUUAUUUUAAUCUAUGGUCCCUUAGGGGAAAUUUAAUGUGAAAUACUAUAGAAACAUGAAUCACAAAUUUAGCAGAAUGUUGCCGGUAACUAAACACAGUAUGACUAAAUGACAGAUAUUGUAUGUAUGUAUAUGAGUGCCUUAAUGUAAUGCAGUGGGUCUAUGAGUAUUAAUUCUGCAUAUCUCCGACACCCAUUCAAGUCUUGAUAAAUUAUGAAUACAUUUAUAACUGAAACAGUAAGCCAAUGUUUUAACUGUUAAACCAAAGAAACUUUGUGGCAGAGAUAUUUUUAUUCCCCAUUCGUGUCUAAAAGCAAUGUUUCAAAUCAUUGCAUCAGGAGUUUCAGGGGAAGUUGUUUCUUUAGUCACGUGGUACUUCAUUGUACUUCAUUUUUGUCGCGUUUCACUUUUGGCUAAGUUCCACUGUUGUCAUUUUAUCACCGUAUGUUUUCUUUAUGAUUUACAUAGUUCCUGCCAGCAAUGAGAUUCAAUUGUAUAUAUGAUCAGUCAGUGUUCAUGUUUCAUGCACAUAUAAAACGUUGGCUAUGUCAGUCACUCUGCUGUGAAGUUUCUGUGUAAUGCACUGGUUUGUCAUUUUGUACAUACUCUUCAGCACGAAGCUAAGAAGCAUUGCACAAACUGUCCGAAAAACAUGCGCAGUACAAAAUAAAUGCUUAUUUUCUAAUUUCAAAAGUUAA